UUCCACUUCCACCUCGUUCGUUGUGGUGUGUUUCCCUUCUGUUCCUUCCACACACUCUCCUUAUUCUUCUCUAUCCCCCUCUCCUCCCUCUCUCUCUCUUCACUGCUUCAGAUCUCGCAGCGCACCACUAACACACCAUCUCUCAUUUUCGAAUUCCCUUGGAUCCACGCCCGCCAUGGCCGCGAACGCCCCCAUCGCCAUGCGCGAAGUCUUAACGUUGGGAAGCGUGGGCAUCAACCCGCAGUUUAUCACCUUCACGCACGUCACCAUGGAAUCGGACAAGUACAUUUGCAUCAGGGAAACCGCGCCGCAGAACAGCGUCGUCAUGAUCGAUAUGGCCAUGCCCAUGCAACCACUCCGACGCCCUAUCACCGCUGAUUCCGCUCUCAUGAACCCUAACGCCAGAAUUCUCGCGCUUAAAGCUCAAGUUCCUGGCACUAGUCAGGAUCAUUUGCAAGUGUUUAACAUUGAAACGAAAGCGAAGAUGAAAUCGUAUCAAAUGGGCCAACAGGUUGUGUUUUGGAAGUGGAUAACUCCGAAGACAUUAGGCGUAGUGACUCAGUCAUCUGUGUAUCACUGGUCAAUUGAAGGUGAGGGUGAGCCAGUGAAGGUGUUUGACCGGACAGCUAACUUGGCGAAUAAUCAGAUUAUCAAUUACCGUUGUGAUCCUACUGAAAAGUGGUUGGUUUUGAUUGGAAUUGCCCCUGGUUCUUCUGAGAGGCCACAACUUGUAAAAGGAAAUAUGCAACUUUUCUCUGUGGAUCAACAGCGGAGCCAAGCUCUUGAAGCACAUGCAGCCUCAUUUGCCACAUUUAGAGUUGCUGGCAAUGAUAAGGAUUCAACUCUUAUUUGUUUUGCAUCCAAGAGCAUCAAUGCUGGACAGGUUACAUCAAAGAUGCAUGUCAUUGAACUUGGCGCCCAGCCAGGCAAGCCAUCUUUUUCAAAGAAACAAGCCGAUCUCUUCUUUCCUCCAGACUUUGCUGAUGACUUUCCCGUAUCAAUGCAGAUUUCAAAUAAGUAUGGUUUGAUAUAUGUUAUCACAAAACUCGGUCUUUUAUUUGUCUAUGAUCUAGAGACUGCCACUGCAGUUUAUAGAAAUCGAAUCAGCCCCGAUCCGAUAUUUUUGACAGCAGAGGCCUCAACAUCAGGGGGCUUUUAUGCUAUAAAUAGACGUGGCCAGGUUUUGCUUGCUACUGUGAAUGAAGCAACCAUUGUACCUUUUGUUAGUGGCCAGUUAAAUAAUUUGGAACUUGCUGUUAGUCUUGCUAAAAGGGGAAACCUCCCUGGUGCAGAAGAAUUGGUUGUUAAGCGUUUUCAAGAAUUAUUUGCUCAGACCAAGUAUAAGGAAGCUGCAGAGCUUGCUGCACAAUCACCCCAAGGAGUACUUCGAACUCCUGAUACUGUUGCUAAAUUUCAGAGUGUACCUGUGCAAGCUGGGCAAACGCCACCACUGUUGCAAUACUUUGGAACUCUGUUAACCAUGGGAAAACUCAAUGCUUUUGAGUCACUGGAACUGUCACGACUUGUUGUAAAUCAGAACAAAAAGAAUCUUUUGGAAAAUUGGCUGGCAGAGGAUAAACUUGAAUGCAGUGAGGAGCUUGGUGACCUUGUGAAGACGGUUGAUAAUGACCUUGCUUUGAAAAUUUAUAUCAAAGCUAGAGCAACACCAAAAGUUGUUGCAGCUUUUGCAGAGAGGAGAGAAUUUGACAAAAUCCUGAUAUAUUCAAAGCAGGUUGGAUAUACACCUGAUUACAUGUUCCUUCUUCAAACAAUUUUACGAACAGACCCACAGGGUGCUGUAAAUUUUGCUCUGAUGAUGUCUCAAAUGGAAGGAGGAUGCCCCAUAGACUACAACACAAUUACUGAUCUAUUUCUUCAGAGGAAUUUGAUCCGUGAGGCAACGGCCUUUUUGUUGGAUGUGCUGAAGCCAGACCUUCCUGAACAUGGAUAUCUUCAAACAAAGGUUUUGGAAAUUAAUCUGGUAACCUUUCCAAAUGUUGCUGAUGCUAUAUUGGCCAAUGGCAUGUUCAGUCAUUACGAUCGCCCACGUAUUGGACAAUUAUGUGAAAAGGCAGGCCUUUUCAUUCGGGCUCUUCAGCAUUAUUCUGAGUUGCCAGACAUCAAACGUGUCAUUGUGAAUACACAUGCCAUUGAGCCGCAGGCUUUAGUUGAGUUUUUUGGUACCCUUUCUCGAGAAUGGGCACUAGAGUGUAUGAAAGAUCUUUUACUUGUCAAUCUCAGGGGAAAUCUUCAAAUAAUUGUUCAGACUGCUAAGGAAUAUUCUGAGCAGUUGGGUGUUGAUGCAUGCAUUAAACUAUUUGAGCAGUUCAAAUCCUAUGAGGGACUAUACUUUUUCUUGGGUGCAUACUUGAGCUCUAGUGAGGAUCCUGAUAUUCACUUCAAGUAUAUUGAGGCUGCUGCUAAAACUGGACAAAUUAAGGAGGUUGAGCGUGUAACUAGGGAAUCUAACUUUUACGACGCUGAGAAGACAAAGAAUUUUCUUAUGGAAGCCAAGCUUCCAGAUGCACGACCAUUGAUUAAUGUCUGUGAUCGUUUUGGAUUUGUUCCAGAUCUCACCCAUUAUCUCUAUACUAACAACAUGCUUCGAUAUAUUGAAGGUUAUGUUCAAAAGGUCAAUCCUGGAAAUGCUCCUCUAGUUGUAGGACAGUUGUUAGAUGAUGAAUGUCCUGAAGAUUUUAUUAAAGGUCUUAUACUUUCCGUACGUUCUCUUCUGCCAGUUGAGCCUUUAGUUGAAGAAUGUGAGAAGAGGAAUCGUCUCCGCUUGCUUACUCAAUUCUUGGAGCAUCUUGUAAGUGAAGGAAGCCAGGAUGUGCAUGUACAUAAUGCUCUGGGUAAAAUAAUUAUUGACAGCAACAACAAUCCCGAGCAUUUUCUCACAACCAAUCCAUACUAUGAUUCUCGUGUUGUUGGUAAAUAUUGUGAAAAGCGGGAUCCUACCCUUGCUGUUGUUGCUUACAGGAGAGGGCAAUGUGAUGACGAGCUUGUUAAUGUUACUAAUAAAAACUCCUUGUUCAAACUCCAAGCAAGAUAUGUUGUGGAAAGAAUGGACUCUGACCUCUGGGAGAAAGUUCUUAAUCCUGAGAAUGAGUUUAGAAGGCAGUUGAUUGAUCAAGUGGUGUCCACUGCUUUGCCUGAAAGCAAGAGUCCUGAGCAAGUUUCAGCUGCAGUGAAAGCUUUUAUGACUGCCGAUCUUCCACAUGAGUUGAUCGAGCUUCUUGAAAAGAUUGUUCUACAAAAUUCUGCUUUUAGUGGAAAUUUUAAUCUGCAAAAUUUGCUGAUCCUUACUGCAAUCAAGGCAGAUCCUUCAAGAGUUAUGGAUUACAUUAAUAGGUUGGACAACUUUGAUGGACCUGCAGUAGGGGAGGUAGCCGUGGAAGCACAACUAUAUGAGGAGGCGUUUUCUAUUUUCAAGAAAUUUAACUUGAAUGUUCAGGCUGUUAAUGUCCUGCUGGAUAACCUCCAGACUAUUGAUCGUGCUGUGGAGUUUGCUUUCCGAGUUGAAGAAGAUGCUGUUUGGAGCCAGGUGGCUAAAGCACAACUUAGGGAAGGCUUAGUGAGUGAUGCAAUUGAGUCAUUCAUUCGUGCAGAUGAUUCAACUCAUUUCUUAGAGGUUAUUAAGGCUGCGGAAGAUGCAGAUGUAUACCAUGACCUGGUGAAGUAUCUUCUCAUGGUUAGGCAGAAGACCAAAGAGCCCAAGGUGGACAGUGAGCUCAUUUAUGCUUAUGCUAAGAUUGACCGUCUUGGAGAAAUUGAAGAGUUUAUACUGAUGCCAAAUGUUGCCAAUUUACCAAAUGUUGGAGACCGCUUGUAUGAUGAGACAUUGUAUGAGGCGGCAAAAAUUAUAUUUGCUUUUAUUUCUAACUGGGCUAAGUUGGCAGUCACAUUGGUGAAGCUUAAACAGUUCCAAGGAGCUGUUGAUGCAGCCAGGAAAGCAAACAGUUCAAAAACAUGGAAGGAAGUCUGUUUUGCCUGUGUUGAUGCUGAGGAAUUCCGCUUAGCUCAGAUUUGUGGUCUCAAUGUCAUCAUUCAGGUGGAUGAUUUGGAGGAGGUUAGCGAGUUUUAUCAGAACAGAGGAUGCUUCAAUGAACUCAUAUCUCUAAUGGAAAGUGGGUUAGGAUUGGAGCGUGCACAUAUGGGUAUCUUUACUGAGUUGGGAGUUCUAUAUGCAAGAUAUCGACCCGAGAAGCUAAUGGAACACAUUAAGUUGUUCUCAACUCGGCUUAACAUUCCAAAGCUUAUUCGGGCAUGUGAUGAACAGCAGCACUGGAAAGAACUCACUUACCUAUUCAUUCAAUAUGAUGAGUUCGAUAAUGCUGCAACCACUGUCAUGAAUCAUUCUCCAGAAGCAUGGGACCACAUGCAAUUCAAAGAUGUUAUAGUUAAAGUUGCAAGUGUAGAGCUCUACUAUAAGGCUGUUCACUUCUACUUACAAGAGCAUCCAGAUGUAAUAAAUGAUAUGUUAAAUGUGAUUGCUCUUCGUGUGGACCACACUCGUGUAGUAGAUAUACUACGGAAGGCUGGCCACCUUAGAUUAGUUAAGCCGUACAUGGUUGCAGUUCAAAGCACCAAUGUAUCUGCUGUCAAUGAAGCUCUGAAUGAAAUUUAUGUCGAGGAAGAGGACUAUGACAGACUUCGAGAAUCAAUAGAUCUGCAUGACAACUUUGAUCAGAUAGGUCUUGCGCAGAAGAUUGAGAAGCAUGAACUUCUUGAAAUGAGGCGUGUUGCUGCAUACAUUUACAAGAAAGCAGGAAGAUGGAAGCAAUCCAUUGCUUUGUCAAAGAAAGACAAUCUUUACAAGGACUGCAUGGAAACAUGCUCUCAAUCUGGUGAUCGUGAACUCUCAGAAGAUUUGCUUAUCUACUUUAUUGAGAAGGGAAAGAAAGAGUGUUUUGCAUCAUGCCUCUUUGUCUGUUAUGAUAUUAUCCGGCCAGAUGUUGCUCUUGAGCUAGCUUGGAUGAACAACAUGAUUGAUUUUGCUUUCCCAUAUCUCUUACAGUUUAUUAGAGAGUAUUCAAGCAAGGUGGAUGAGCUUAUUAGGGACAAAAUUGAAGCUCAAAAGGAGGAGAAAGCUAAGGAAAAGGAGGAGAAGGAAGUGAUUGCUCAACAGAAUAUGUAUGCCCAGUUGCUACCGCUUGCUUUGCCGGCACCUCCGAUGCCAGGAAUGAGUGGAGGCUAUGCCCCUUCCCCUCCUCCAAUGCCUGGAAUGGGUGGAGGCUAUACUCCUAGCCCUCCACCACCACCCAUGGGUGGAAUGGGGAUGCCACCAAUGCCUCCUUUUGGCAUGCCUCCAAUGGGGGGCGGCUACUAA
Vigna radiata var. radiata (mung bean) is the source of this 5329-nucleotide messenger RNA. Its product is annotated as clathrin heavy chain 2. Gene Ontology annotation, biological process: intracellular protein transport; receptor-mediated endocytosis. NCBI's taxonomy places the organism in Eukaryota, Viridiplantae, Streptophyta, Magnoliopsida, Fabales, Fabaceae. The record is from RefSeq and is a predicted model, not a curated record. Gene Ontology annotation, cellular component: clathrin coat of trans-Golgi network vesicle; clathrin complex; plasma membrane. The coding region runs from base 176 to 5329 and encodes 1717 amino acids. Gene Ontology annotation, molecular function: clathrin light chain binding; structural molecule activity. The transcript is spliced from 30 exons.